Pelecanus crispus (Dalmatian pelican) is the source of this 1206-nucleotide messenger RNA. NCBI's taxonomy places the organism in Eukaryota, Metazoa, Chordata, Aves, Pelecaniformes, Pelecanidae. The record is from RefSeq and is a predicted model, not a curated record.
GCCCAACAAGCCAAAUUCCUCAGCGAUGCAGAGAAUGAGCUGGAGGAGCUGGCAGUCACCAUCGCGCAGGCCAAGAAGAUGGUGGAGCUCAUUAAGAGGGAAAGUGUCGGGAAGCUCUUUUCAGAAGCCUCCGAGGUCCUGGCGACCUUCCAAAAGGAGGUGGCCGGUUUCAUCGAGGAUGGGGAGCGCUCCAUGCUGGGGGAGGCUGAGGCCGAUCUCCGCUGGAAGGAGGAGAGGCGAGCCAAGCUGGCCCAGUGCAAGCAAAACCUGGAGAACGUCCCCAGCACUGACACCAUCUACUUCCUCCAGGAAUUUCAGGCCUUAAAAGUAGCCAUGGAAGAAAACCUCUCCCCGGCUCUGAGUUUCCAGAACGAGCUGAACUUCACCAAAUGCACUCAAGCCGUGGGCGCCGUGAAGGAUGUGCUAUCUGCUGCCUGCAAAAACCAGUGGGACCACUUGCAGGGGAAAGGAAUUGAUGGGCUGAGUUUCCCAGAGAAGGAGGAAGCGUUGGCCGAGUCCCGAUUUUCAGACAAGUCAAACAAUCCCGCCUGCCUGGAAAGCCGUGAUUACUUCCUGAAAUUUGCCUUCAUCAUUGACCUGGACAGUGACACAGCCGACAAGUUCAUCCAGCUGUUUGGCACCAAAGGGGCCAAGCGGGUGCUGUGCCCCAUCCCCUACCCGGAGAGCCCGACCCGGUUCAUCAACUGCGAGCAGGUUCUGGGUAUGAACCUCAUGAACCGAGGCAACUACUACUGGGAGGUGGAGCUCAUCGAUGGCUGGGUCAGCAUCGGCGUCAUCGCUGAGGACUUUGACCCCCGGGAGUCCUACAACCGCGGCCGCCUGGGGCGGAACGAGAAGUCCUGCUGCCUGCAGUGGAACGGACAGAACUAUGUGGCCUGGUUUGGUGGCUUCGAGUCCGUCAUCCAGCAGCCGUUUUUCCACACAAUUGGGGUUUUCCUGGAGUAUUCGGAGAAGGCCCUGACCUUCUACGGAGUCAAGGACUCCAAGAUGACCUGCCUGCAGCAACUCAAGGUCUCCCAUUUUGCCAAGGGUCAGUUUGACGCGUUCCAGAACAAGAUCAAUCACCAAUUCGCCUCUCUUUUCUUGUGCAAGCUGAAACCAGCCUUCUUCCUGGAGAGCGUUGAUGCCCACCUGCAGAUCGGGCCACUGAAGAAAGAUUGCGUUUCGGUGCUAAAGCGUAGGUAA